CAGAAGUCAUAUUUCCAUUCAUGCUCGCUGCUUCGUAAUUGGUGCGGGUUACCACUGCAGCACAUUUUUAUUUACAUUUCUCAUGCAAGCAUCCCGUGCGCCAGCUCCGUCAUGGUCCACACCAUCUCCCGUCACCGUGUUCUUACGCAAUGUCCACCUGCUGCGACUCGACCAACAGCCGGACUGGCCAGCCCUCUCCGCUAAACUGUUUUCCGGAGGGCAAAGCACUCAGCUGCAGCGAGUUAAAGGCGUAGAAUCGGCGUUAUACCAUCUUUUCUCCCUGUGGGAUCCUGCCGAAACGAAAACGAAACUUCGUCCUUUCUUUCCACCCUUGGAGCCGUUGCAGUCUAUUAACCUGCGCGCCGCGUUAUUUCGAGCUUUAUCGGAUUUGAAGAAAAAUGGAGAUCUGGGAAGGGAGACAAUUGUGCGGAAGACUAUGUUGGACGAUUGCAAAGGCGCGAAAUUCGAGGAAGUUCUGGCCGUUUUCUCGACUGCGGUUUUACGAAGACUAGUAUCUCAAUCUCAAAUUGAGCCUGGUCUGAGGCUGGCCUUUGCUCAGGCGGUAACUCAUCAAGAGAUUGAAUUGUUCGUUCCAUUGAUAUUGGCCCACCAUUCAGCGUUGGAAAAUACCCGGCAACAUCGAUCUAAGGUACGGGAAAAUUACAGACGGUUUUCUGAUCUGCUUGAUGCAAAGUCCGAGGAGCUCUCAGCUCGCUCGAAUAAAAAUAUUCAAGCCGACGAUGCCCCUUACGCUGAGCGCUUGGAACUAGAAGUCAGGGCCAAUUGGCUUGGCAGCCAGGGCUGGGUGGAUGCUCUGUUGAAUGGAGGGUCUCAUAUUGAAACAGAUGCUUUCUUGGAGCUUCCGUUUGAAACAGCAUGGUCGCAAGCUAAGAAUGCUAACAUCGACGACUUGGUUAGGCCAACGCACCCAGGUUUAGUUCGAGAUGUGAAUAGUUGGAUUGCAGAGUCACGGUAUCGCUUGCAGCGUCUAAACGAUUUGAAAGCAUCAAUACGAAAGAUUGAUACAGAAAGCGGCAUCAAAGUACCAGCGCGCACCCAGGCCAAAAGCAACAGUCUUGUCUUCAAAGACCACCUCACAUUGACGGUUGCAAGUAUCUCAAAAGGAGCCCAGGAAACGACACACACCCCAGUUAUUGUGGAAGAGCACCGGGAUAUUAUAUCUUCACUGAAGGAAACUUUGGCCCAAAUAGAUGGUGGGGAAACUGAAAACACUGAACAGGCUCAGAAGAUUCAUCCCCGCUUGUUGGAAAGGCUACCGGGAAAUAAGUUUUCACAUAACAUCCACGCUUUAUCCCCUAUACCUGAUAGUGAUCAGUACAGUCGUUCUCCGUCUCCCAACAUUCAGGUGAUAACUCCGGAACAUGAAACCCGUCCGAUGACUCCGGAUUCACACGAUAAACCCGCUUUCACGCAGUCAUUAUCUGAUAUCGACGAUAGCGUAAAUAUGCCGGUAGUUGAUUCUCUCGACCAACCUAUGGUUCAAGACGAGAGUCCAAAUCUGGAGCAGCAAUCCAGCCCACCAGAACCCAAACUCCCAGUUCUUCCGAGCGACAAGUUCGAACACCGCCCGUCUUCGCUGCUGGAAAGAACUAGGCAAUCAAUGUCUCUAUUACCUCCGCUACCUACAAACCGAUCACGACAAUCUCUCGCUGCACGACGCCAGACACGGCAAUCACAGAUCUUCUCUAUCAACCAAUUUGAGACCCCGCCUAAAGAACGACACUCGCUGUCAGGCUCUGGAGCGUCUACGCCACGUGAUGACUUAUUCUCUGAGGACGCUGAUUAUGCUAGUGUGUUUAAAAGUCGGCCUCGUAUAGCUCAAAGCCCUCUGAUGUCUCCGGCUGUCCACGUUGGCCUGGAUACUAACGAAGGCGUAUACGAGGAGGACGAAAGCGUGAUAGAUCUGGCGGCUGAUGGAUCCCCGUUGCCGAGAAGGAUGAGAUGAAUAUACGAGAUACGAUGAACGAGGAAUGAAUACCUGCAUAUAUGUACAGCA
Messenger RNA from Talaromyces proteolyticus, 2017 nucleotides. Its product is annotated as HAUS augmin-like complex subunit 6 N-terminus-domain-containing protein. Gene Ontology annotation, biological process: spindle assembly. Bases 83 to 1966 code for a protein of 627 amino acids. Lineage: Eukaryota; Fungi; Ascomycota; Eurotiomycetes; Eurotiales; Trichocomaceae. Gene Ontology annotation, cellular component: HAUS complex; mitotic spindle microtubule. Gene Ontology annotation, molecular function: microtubule binding. The record is from RefSeq and is a predicted model, not a curated record. The transcript has 2 exons.